GCCAGUCAUGCCGCACCGGCCGCCAUGACGCCGCCGCACAGCUUCGCCAUCCGCGACCUGCUGCCUGAAGCCACCUCGCGGUCACCUUCCCCUGCACCCUCAGACUCCGACGAACUCGACGUCACUGGCACCGGCACCCCACCACCCACCACUUCAACAGACGAAAAGAAAAAGAACGAAAAACCAGCCUACAGCUACAACGCCUUAAUCAUGAUGGCCAUCCGAAGCAGCCCAGAAAAGAGACUAACCCUAAACGGAAUAUACGAGUACAUCAUGAAGAACUUUCCCUACUAUAAGGAGAAUAAGCAGGGCUGGCAGAACUCGAUACGACAUAAUUUGAGCUUGAACAAGUGCUUCGUUAAAGUGCCGCGGCAUUACGAUGAUCCCGGGAAAGGGAACUACUGGAUGUUGGACCCGUCGUCUGACGAUGUGUUCAUUGGAGGCACGACUGGCAAGUUAAGGAGGCGGUCUACAGCGGCCUCGAGGUCUAGAUUAGCAGCGUUCAAGCGCGGCGCGAUCCUGCACCCGAUGUUCGGGAACCCUUAUGCGUCACUGGUGGGGUUGUACCCGCCGCUGCUGUCUGUGUACGGGCGGUACGCAUUGCCAAGUCCGCUGCUGAGGCUGCCGCCGCCCCCCAACCCCUACCACCAGCUGUACCGACGGAUCCACGGGCUGGCGCCGCCGGUGAGCCCGCCGGACCCGGACUCGGACUCGCCGAUCAUGAAGCACAGUUGAUAGACUAGUUCCUGGUGGUAGCGCCUCCUGGGAGUACCACAGGGUACCCCCCUGCAGGCGGAGGGUUGAAGACUGUUGUGAUGGAAGUGUUUCAGACUGUGAUAGGUGCGGACAGACGAGUGUAUAAUUAUCGAAUUUGAAUCUGUAAAAAGUGGUAUCGCUAUUUAUUAUUAUCGUAAGAUUCUAUUUAAUGAAAUUAUUAAGUUAAGAGGCUUAAUUUAAGUUUAUUGAGCAAUAAAAUGAGUUUCCAAGCGGAUGGCUUAUAAUGUCUA
Messenger RNA from Pectinophora gossypiella (pink bollworm), 1007 nucleotides. RefSeq names its product fork head domain transcription factor slp2-like. Lineage: Eukaryota; Metazoa; Arthropoda; Insecta; Lepidoptera; Gelechiidae. Bases 25 to 735 code for a protein of 236 amino acids. Gene Ontology annotation, biological process: regulation of transcription by RNA polymerase II. The record is from RefSeq and is a predicted model, not a curated record. Gene Ontology annotation, cellular component: nucleus. Gene Ontology annotation, molecular function: DNA-binding transcription factor activity; sequence-specific double-stranded DNA binding. The transcript has a single exon.